GUCACGACUCUCCGGAUGUGACGUCCGGUAGCGCGCCUCGUUCACGCUCCCGUGGUGACGGAGCCUGUGCGCCGCUGCGCGAUGGCGGCGCCUUGUGCGGUGUGGCUCGGGGAUGUGGUGGAACUGGUGCCGUGCCCCUACGAUGUCCAUCAUCGCGUCCCCCCGGCGUCGCUGGAGAGGCACGCCGCGUCCUGCCGGCUCCGCAAGAUGGGCUACUCUGCCGAGGAGGAGGCCGAGAUGUACGACUCCAGCGUUUUCUACGAAAACCUGAAGGUUCCCACCGUCACCAUGGAUAAAGAUCUACAGUUUCACAUUGUUAAACAAGCUAGAGCUCAAAGUGCCGGAGAAGGCACAGGCUACAGCGAAGGAUCUUACUCAUUACUGCCUGUAGAAGUUCCCCAAAAUCACAAGCGUUUCACCUGUGACCUGACUCAAGCUGAUCGCCUUGCUCUUUAUGAUUAUGUUGUUGAGGAAACAAAGAAACAGAGGUCUAGGUCCCAAAUAACGGAAAAUGACAGUGACCUCUUUGUGGAUUUAGCAGCAAAAAUCACACAAGAUGAUAGUCAGAAAGGUCCCAAAUCCCAUCUUGAAAUUCUGGCUGAAAUGCGAGAUUACAAAAGGCGGCGGCAGUCAUACAGGGCUAAGAACGUUCAUAUAACAAAGAAGUCUUACACUGAGGUGAUUCGGGAUGUGAUUGGUGUGCAUAUGGAAGAACUCAGCAAUCACUGGCAGGAGGAGAAUAGGUUGGAUAAUGCAGAGAUGUGUGAAGGAGGAAAGUCAAAAUCUUCAGGAAGGAAGGAAGACAGGCGGUCAGCUUCGGUGGACUCCCGGCAGUCGGGAGGAAGCUCUAAAGAAACUGAAUGCACCAGGCAUAGGAGAGAGAGCAGCAGGAGUCCAAGUAAACGAAGGAGGAGUCGUGAAAGAGGCAAAGACAAGGAUUCUCGGAGAAAAAGAGAGAGAUUUUGUCAGUCAGAGCCUAACAGCCCACACAGUGUUUGUGGUUUUGUUUCAGGGAUGAAGAAAAGUAUCACAACUAUAAAAGAAGAAAGUAGAAGCAAGAACCUGAUUAUUUUGCCAGCUUUUCAAAAAAUGACUUGCACAAGAACUAUUAUUACUGCUGUUGUGCUAGGGACAGUAAUGCUGUGUACGUAUUAUUGGUGCUACAGCUGUGCUGGGAGACCAAAAGUGUGAAGGUUUGUCAGGAUGGAAGCAGUAUACAUCAGAAAACGUGUAUAUUUUUUCACUAAUGCAUCUCUUAAUAAAUUACAUUGAUCUCA
This is a messenger RNA of Pezoporus flaviventris, 1277 nucleotides long. RefSeq names its product small nuclear ribonucleoprotein U11/U12 subunit 48 (gene SNRNP48). Gene Ontology annotation, cellular component: cytosol; nucleoplasm; U12-type spliceosomal complex. Bases 82 to 1191 code for a protein of 369 amino acids. The record is from RefSeq and is a predicted model, not a curated record. The transcript has 9 exons. NCBI's taxonomy places the organism in Eukaryota, Metazoa, Chordata, Aves, Psittaciformes, Psittacidae.